Molecule: messenger RNA, 966 nt
Organism: Fonsecaea multimorphosa CBS 102226
Lineage: Eukaryota; Fungi; Ascomycota; Eurotiomycetes; Chaetothyriales; Herpotrichiellaceae
Exons: 2
Coding region: 1-966 (321 amino acids)
Biological process (GO): cellular response to oxidative stress; protein N-linked glycosylation
Cellular component (GO): endoplasmic reticulum membrane
Source: RefSeq, a predicted model, not a curated record
AUGUCGGCUCGAUACCCACGCGUAGCGGUGCUCCUGGGCGUGCAGCCUCGAUGGCACGUGCCGCUCUUGCUCUGUCGGGCUCUCUCGACCGUGUCGGCCGCGUGGUGGGCGUGCCAGACUUGUUUCAGCAUCUAUCUGCUCAUCUCGGACUACGAUACAACGGCGGCGGCGGACACCACGACGACGUCGUCGUCAUCGUCGUCCUUGUUCACGACGCUGUCAGCAGCAGGUGGUGGCGGCGGUGGUGGUAUCACUGGCGGAAUGAGCGCUGCUGCUGCUGGAGCUGGAGCUGGAGCUGGGAACAGUGGUUCUCGUUCGCUUUUGUUGGAGAAUCGCGUCUUCAGGCGCAUGGCUGUUGCGCAGGUGUGCUUGAGCUUUCUCUGGGCCGGCGCCGCAGCCUACCUCGCACACAUGUUCGCCUCGUCCCUAAUGUCGCGGUGGCUCUUACACUACUCUCCCCUAGCGGUCCUCGUGCGUCUCUGCAGCCUCUCGAUCCUGCUGUCUUUCGGAUGCCUGCAGAUCUUCCGGGCCUCGCAGGCGACGGAACCGAACUUGCACCUGCUGAGUCGCAGCCUGCUGGCCUGGAUCGCCAUCUCGAUCGCUCUGAUGCUCGCGUACUUUUGUACCCAGCAGGACAUUUUCUCUGCGGCGGCCUACGAGCAACACGGCCGCCACGAUGACAGAGACCGCGAGGAGAGAGAUAAUCGUCGCCGUCGCCAGAUUCUUCGCCUCAAGUGUCUCUAUGUUAUUUCGGCGUGUAGUCUUUUUAGUCUGUUGGUCUUGGUGGGCAUCGUACAGUUUGAUGACAUCGACAUGAGUUUCAUGGGAUUGUAUACGGCUGCUCUUGAGAGAGGCAGUCAGGGCUGCGUUAGCACUUUUGAGGAUUGCAAGGCGUUGGCGGCGGAUAUGCUUCGUCAAUGGCGCAGGUUCGCUAAUGGCGCGGUGAGGUUUGGGGCUGAAUUGUGA